AUGGAGGAAGCCCAGGAAUUGAGCACCCGUAGGGGCACUCUGCUGGCCGUUACCGAGCAAGGAACACAUGCGGACUCUGCGAACCAUGUGACGCUGGGAAUUGAUGGGUCUCACAGUGCCCAUCAAGAUGCAGACGAUGUAUUGCCGUCUGAAGCUGCUGGCUCAGUGGAGGACGCACAACGCCUGCUACUGUGGUCUGCUGAACCCAGUGAUCUUAUGGUUCCACCGACGGCAAAAUCCACUGAAGACAAGAUAUCAGUAUCCCCUCCUACUUCGCCGUCAGACGCUCUGUUUUACUCAUUAGGCGAUAUCGGGCUGCGCAGUGCCAUGCGCCCGCCUGAAUUUCUACCUCAGCGCGACUGGUUGCGCCACUUGCUACUGCAGGCCAUUGAAGAAGCUCAGCUGCUUUUUUCUUCCUUGUGGGAGGCGUGCAGCUGUCCAUCACUAGGCCUCCCCGCAGCAUCCUGCAUGCAGCACCGGGGAGACACUGGAUUCUUGGAUCCUGCAAUCGCCUUUGCUGCAGCUGCGCCAAGUGCCCCAAAGAGGAGAUUGAUGCCGGUGCAAAGACACACAACGCCAACAGAUGGUGAUGCACAAGUGAUUAUGGCUACAGACAGUAAAACAACCAAAAUAGCGGAAGAGCACCAAGAUGCGCACGGAGCAAACGAAGCAACGGACAAUCCAGUUGGAGUCACCAAACGCACAAGAGUUCAUGCAGGCUCAGAAACAGGCACGCGCAUUGUCCCCACUGCACGCGAAUAUAUCUCAGCCACUAUGUCGUGGGCAGUUCGACAACUGGACGAUCCGCAUGUGUUCCCUCCUUCCCCUAUAGCUAUCGGCUCCGCAGAAGAUGACACGCAGGUGGAGGAGGAGGACGACGCCCUUCGAGGAGCGGCCUCUCUGAUUGUUCGUCGGUUAUUGCGCUGCUACGCUCAUGUAUACCUCUGUCACUUGCCCCUUUUGCAGCAACACGGCGCUGUAGGUCAUACGAACCGCUGUCUGAAACGCCUGAUGUUCCUCGCAGUGGACGCCCAGCUGCUAGAGGGGAGUGAGGCCACAUUGGAGCCCGUCAGUUCACUUGCCGACGCUUGGUUGAGCCACAGCCAACUGCGUUGUUCUAGGAGUUCACCCCACACUGGAAAGGGCGUGGCAGAGAGUCACCCUGAAAAAGCCGACACUAUUAGUCCCCCAGACGACUGGCUUGUCCCUGCUCUACACAAGGCUGAGGAAUGCCUAGGUCUCUUGGACCGAGAAGAGUAUCCCCAUUUUGGAAGGAAUGAAGAGACGUAA
This is a messenger RNA of Cyclospora cayetanensis, 1290 nucleotides long. RefSeq lists its product as uncharacterized. Gene Ontology annotation, molecular function: protein kinase activator activity. The coding region runs from base 1 to 1290 and encodes 429 amino acids. The transcript has a single exon. Gene Ontology annotation, cellular component: nucleus; cytoplasm. Gene Ontology annotation, biological process: positive regulation of protein phosphorylation; signal transduction. The record is from RefSeq and is a predicted model, not a curated record. Lineage: Eukaryota; Apicomplexa; Conoidasida; Eucoccidiorida; Eimeriidae.